AUGCCCCCAAAGAGAAAGGCUGCGUUAGCUAAUCGGGCAAUACAAUCCACAUCUAAGCGUAGUCGUGUCAAUGAUGAGCCCCUUCCGGAGCAGAGGUCCAACAGCGCUAGCUCUUCAAAUGCCCCUCCAGUGUCACUUUCACCUGAUGCAAUUCUGAAGCUGGUCAGAGAGGCAUUUCAUAAAGGCCUUGAGGAAGGUAGGCAUGGUACCUCUUCAGCAGAUCCUGCCAAUACACAUGUACUACCAUCGACAUGCAGGGGAGAUUCAGUGCAUACUGACAGAGACUUUACCAUGGAACAGAAAAACGUCGCUGGCUCUACACUGUCUACAACAGGAUUUUCAUCAGCAACACCGACCCUGGCAACCCAGACAGCAAUAAGUGUGUCCAUUAUUUCAGGUGUUGUUAUGGCCUCAGCAGUACAGAACAAAUCUUUGUCAUGGGGCCUGAUUGAAUGGGAGCUGUGGCAAGAUGCUAUGAAACUCCGUAACAAACCAAGCUCAUCAUCUCCCCAUGGCCAGCUCCUAAAGGAUCAUGCUGGAAAUUCAUCCAGUGCAGACCAUGUUAUGGGUGCCGCUUCCCCUAUAGAUGUCCUAAAUAUUCCACAGAUAACAUUUCUGUCAAUAAUGUUAUUGACAAUUGUAAUUGGAAACGCAUGCGUCCUGGCCGCCAUUAUGCUGUCUGACAACGGAAGAAAAACAAGGAUGAAUUUCUUCAUUAUGCAUUUGGCAAUAUCAGAUCUGUCCGUCGGAAUGUUUCUGGUUUCCAUUGAUCUCGCCGAGAAAAUAUUUAUUGAGUGGCUAGCUGGAAACGCUCUGUGUAAAAUAAUAAAUUUUCUGAAGAUCGUCGUUCUGUAUGCUUCCACCUACGUUCUCGUCUCACUCAGCAUCGACAGAUUCGACGCCAUAGCAAGACCAAUGAAUUUCUCCCGGCGAGCAUUCAGGGCCCGUAUGCUGAUCUACAGCGCGUGGAUUUUGGCUGGGAUAUUUUCAAUGCCCGCCCUGGUAUUAUUUGAGGCGAGAACAGAACCUCAGAUGUAUAACUUGACUAUGUGUACGAUUAAUCUGACAGACUUCCAUUGGAAACUCUACUUUACGCUAGUAGCACUGAGCGUUUUCAUCAUCCCCGCCGUGAUCAUCACGGUAUGCUACAGUGUCAUCAUCAUCAUCAUCUGCCAGAAAAGCAAACUGGACGGAAAUAACGCCAAACAGGUCAUUCCAAGACAGAAUGAAGGGGGAGUUUAUGACGUUCUCGGAACAGCGAAUCAUUUUUUUGGCAAGGAGUUUCAUGUAAUAGUUAUGUCGUGUGCAAUGUUUGUCCUCCAAACAGUGUUUCUAGAAGGACGGGGAUUUGGUGGCGCACGACAUGGGAAGGGAACCUCUGUCAUACAGCAGGCCAAAAUAAGAACAAUAAAGAUGACCUUUAUCAUCGUACUAGUAUUCGUGUUGUGUUGGUGCCCGUACAUAGUGUUCAAUCUCCUCCAUCUGUACGCGUUCUCUGACGAGGAGCUGACGUCACCAGUUCUAGGGGCAGCCACUGCUUGGAUUCAAAGCAUGGCACCACUAAACAGCGCCGCCAAUCCAAUUAUUUACGGUGUUUUCAGUACCAGGAUUUGCCGCAAUCUCAGACGUAUCCCGUUGUUUAACUGUAUUGCUAACGCCCUGUGUAGAUGUCAACGAGUACGGAGUGUCAGCGGCAGACUGUCUCAUACAACAUCUUGGAAUGAUCCAACUUACAUGACUGACGCCUCCUUCUCCUCCAAGUAUCGUCGCCCAGGUGUCCGGCGAACGCUCUCCGACUCAGAAAGUACCAUAUUAGCUUCCGGCAGACAUGCGUAUCCGAGAGGGUCGACUCAACAUGGUAAUUUCAGGCGGUCAAUUUCCAGCAGCAGUCAAGAGUUUAAGCCAAUCGGAUACCGUAGGCCAUCGGGUCUACCGUUAGUCAAACGAAAUUUGACUUUUGAAGAUAACCACUUGUUGAAGUCUAUAACUCAGCGACCAACAAAAACGAUAUGUGAAUCAGAAAUAUUGUAAAUAUCUACCAGUACCCAUCAAGUCUAUAAGACUGUUUCAUAUGACAUAUUCCUCGUGAUCCUGGCUUUUGCCUGGUCGUUUAUCCCCUAUUUUGCAUUGUAUUUUUGCAUUUCAACGCUGUAUUGUAAGACAGGAAGCAAGCAGUACAUGCAAUCCCCGAAAAUAGUGUGUAUAUAUUCAUUUCCAUCAGUUUAAGCUUCUAGACGGAGAUGUAUUGACAACAUUUCCAUUAGUUUGAGCUCCUAGACGGCGAUGUAUUGACAACAUUUCCAUUAGUUUGAGCUCCUAGACGGCGAUGUAUUGACAACAUUUCCAUUAGUUUGGGCUUCUAGACGGAGAUGUAUUGACAACAUUUCCAUUAAUUUGGGCUCCUAGACGGCGAUACAUUUACAACAUUUCCAUUAGUUUGGGCUCCUAGACGGAGAUGUAUUGACAAUAUUUUAAUCAGUUUGAGCUCCUAGACGGCGAUAUAUUGACAACAUUUCCAUUAGUUUGAGCUCCUAGACGAAGAUGUAUUGUCAACAUUUCCAAUAGUAUGAACUUCUACGCGGGGGUGUACUGACAACAUUUUUAUCAGUUUGAGCUCCUAGACGGAGGUGUAUGGAUAUUGAUUUCCAGUGGAUUAAGUAUGUGUACCUUGAAAUGUUAAUAAAAAGCUCCCGUAACAGUAAUGAUAGAAACAAGGCGCGGUGUAACUAAUAUCCUCUAAUACAGAGAUAGAACACCUUUGACCGGCAAGAACCUGUAUGACCAACUGGGACCGGACAGUUACCUGAAAUGAACGAUCAAUCUUUAUCAAAGUGAAAUAUUAUAAUUCUAUUUAGCAUUAUUGGUGCAUAUUUGCUAUAAAUGUUGUAAAAUGUUUUGUAAUAUGAUGAAAAUGAUUGUGUUUUUUAAUACAAGAUUACAAUGAAAGGACCAAAAUGGUAUCUUCGAUACCCGUCCAAAAAGUCAAUUUAAAUAAUUUUGAUAAAAUGGUCAUUGGUGAUGACAAUCUUUGACAGGAUUUUAAAAAUGUGAAUAUCGCUGUCUUGACUGAUUGAUUAAAAAUCAUUAGCAUAUUUUUACUUCAAAAAUUAUCAUGUUGAAUGUUUAUGAUAUAUAUACAGUGUAAAAACAAAAAUCUAUAUUUUUAUACACAUUAAGGAAUGUCACAGAUGUAUUUUCUAUACAUGUUAGUCGCCAAUAACUCACCUUGUAUAACUUAUCACUAGGAGACAUUUCGAGAGAGGUUUAAUGGAAUCCGGACCAAAAACGCUUAAUUGUUUUUUUAACCUUAAGACAAACAAUAACAGAUGAGCACAAAUCGAACAUGAUUUAGAUAAUUAUAAAUGUGAUUAUAUUGUGUGAAUUUAUAUUGUUUUCUUAAGAUGUGUAAAAGUCUGUAAUAACCAGUGGAGAAAAGGUGUUUCUAUUUGUUUGAGAGCAGCUUCUUUGUGUAACUUUUGGUCAUAAUGUUUAACCAUUCGUCGUCAAAUAUUUGUGCAUAAUGAUACAUACAUACAUACACACAUACAUACAUAAAUUAAACGUUAAUCAACGGCAGUUUGUGAAUGACCGGUACAAACGCUCUCAUUUAAAGUCGGGUAUAUCAUGUCACCCCAAAUCGAGAGUAUGGAAGGCCAUGUCGGGAGCAUCAUAGUAAAUAUAUAUAUAUAUAAGAGUACACGAAAUGGUAUUGGUUCUCCGUAUUAAAUAGCUUUCUUUAAGUCUGUCCUCGUUCUACACUGUAAAGUCAAACGACAUACAGGGGAAGAUUAUAAAAUGUCAGUUGCGGUGUAAACAUGUUGAUGGACUUUUGUAUGGCAUUUCAGUGUGAAAACACUAUAAAAAACAUUCUUAUGUAAUUCUAGCAUUCACUUCAAUCGCGUGACAUUAGUUGUUGCAAAUGUAAAACUCAUUGCACUGUUUAUGAUGCUUUCAAACUGCCAGUAGACAAAUUUCUCCAAUUUUUUAAAAUGUUGUUUUAUCCUCCAGCUCUAAAUCAUCGACUAUAAGAAGGGUAAUGAUCCCCAUGGGAUUGAUAACAUAUCAUGCUUCUUGGAGAACACAACAAAUAUUUCGGAAACUCGAAAAUGUACGAGUUUACAGUAAUACGCACAAAAAACAACAUUUUUCUUGUUUUACUGCUGGACAAUGUCGAUUAUAAUUCUAGGUCAAAUUUCAUACUAUAGUUAAACAUUUGUAAGUUGUGUUGUUUACUGUGAUAUUGUGAUUUCUGGUUGAAAAAAUUAGCACGUGCUGCUAAUUAUUUUAUUUCGAAAAUUAUGAAAUAUAUGUAUCAUGUGUAUAGGUAAGAUGUUUGUAACAUAUUUCGUAGUAUAUUGUAAAUUUAUAUUAAUAUAUAUAUAUAUACGUGUUUAAAAUUCGACAAUUUAC
Pecten maximus is the source of this 4410-nucleotide messenger RNA. Its product is annotated as cardioacceleratory peptide receptor-like. The coding region runs from base 1 to 2031 and encodes 676 amino acids. Gene Ontology annotation, biological process: G protein-coupled receptor signaling pathway. Gene Ontology annotation, cellular component: membrane. The transcript has 11 exons. Gene Ontology annotation, molecular function: vasopressin receptor activity. NCBI's taxonomy places the organism in Eukaryota, Metazoa, Mollusca, Bivalvia, Pectinida, Pectinidae. The record is from RefSeq and is a predicted model, not a curated record.